GACUGCCUCUUUAGUCCCUUUUCUUCUUCCCCAAGCUCACUGAACCUCUUUUGACAACUCUUGCUUCUCUCUCUCUCUCUUCUAAAUCUCCACAGAUUCUCUAACUAGUUUACGAUUUUACUCCGAAUUACGGUUUCGAUUUGAUAAUUUUAGCGGGGAAAUGACGAAAGUAGCAGAAUCGAUGCCGCCGAAGGGUGGGUUUUCUUUCGAUCUUUGCAAGAGGAACGAGAUGCUUGCGCAGAAGGGUUUGAAGCAACCCGGUUUUCUGAAAACCGGGACUACUAUCGUUGGAUUGGUUUUUAAGGAUGGUGUAAUUCUCGGAGCAGACACACGAGCCACUGAAGGCCCCAUUGUUGCUGAUAAGAACUGUGAGAAGAUCCAUUACAUGGCUCCAAAUAUUUAUUGUUGUGGAGCUGGAACUGCUGCAGAUACAGAAGCUGUUACAGACAUGGUUAGCUCUCAACUGAAGCUGCAUCGCUUCCAUACUGGUCGUGAGUCGAGGGUUGUGACUGCUCUGUCCCUUCUAAAAUCUCAUCUUUUCAGCUAUCAAGGCCAUGUAUCAGCUGCUUUGGUGCUUGGUGGAGUUGAUGUGACGGGUCCCCACUUGCAUACUAUAUAUCCACAUGGUUCAACUGACACACUACCAUUUGCCACCAUGGGUUCUGGAUCCCUUGCUGCAAUGGCUAUAUUUGAAUCGCAAUACCGCGAAGGGAUGACUAGGGAUGAAGGAGUAAAAUUAGUUGCUGAAGCAAUAUGCUCUGGAAUAUUCAAUGACUUGGGAAGUGGAAGCAACGUAGAUGUUUGUGUCAUAACAAAGGGGAAGCAAGAGUACUUGAGAAACUACAUGUCGCCAAACCCUCGUACCUAUGUCAGUGCAAAGGGUUACACUUUCUCCAAGAAGACUGAGGUGUUGCUUACUAAAAUUACACCGCUGAAAGAACUGGUGGAAGUGAUCGAAGGUGGCGACGCGAUGGAAGAGUGAACUGGUGGAAGUAUCGAUACUUUUUGAUCUUUCCUCAUUCAUUAUAUGCAUCAGAUGAACUGUUUUCCUUAUGUCUAGCAUAAGUGCUCGAAGAUAUAUCUGGUUUAAACUUGUCUCCAUUUGUCAGCUUGUUUAAGAUUGUAAUACUUCACUCCGAAUACAUUUACCUUUUCUUUUUUGGCCAUUUGAGCAUGAUGGAUUUGCUAAUUUA
Molecule: messenger RNA, 1193 nt
Organism: Erythranthe guttata (spotted monkey flower)
Lineage: Eukaryota; Viridiplantae; Streptophyta; Magnoliopsida; Lamiales; Phrymaceae
Product: proteasome subunit beta type-7-A
Cellular component (GO): cytoplasm; proteasome core complex
Molecular function (GO): threonine-type endopeptidase activity
Source: RefSeq, a predicted model, not a curated record